AUGAAAUUAUAUUUAAUAGAACGACCAAGAACAUUCAUAGUCACUACAGCUACUCAUGCACUUAUUAUACGACAUCCUUCACCUUCUUAUAAACAUUAUACUUUAAAAGGACUUGUUAGUGGACAUGGUAAAUCAAAAGAUUCAAAUAAUAAAGAUAAUAAUGUAUUAGUGGAAUUUGUUCGUAAAGAAUAUCUUGAUUUGAGUUCAUAUCGAGAUAUUACUCCUAAGAACAACAAUAAAUUAUUAGGUUUAUUAGGAUUAUUAAAUGUUAAAGGGAAAAUAUUUAUUGGAUUUAUAACAAGGGAUGAAUUAAUUGCUUCUGCUACUAUAAAUGAUAAAAUUUAUAGAAUUACAAAUACUGAAUUUUAUUGUUUAAAUAAUGAUGAAUAUGAUUAUUUAUUGGAAAAAGAAUUUGAAAAAUUAAGUCAUCAAGAACGUGAAAGAUUAAGAUAUCCUGCUGCUUCAGUACAAAGAUUAUUAUCAAGUGGAGGUUUUUAUUAUUCUAAAACUUUUGAUAUGUCUUCAAAUAUUCAAGAAAGAGGUGGUAAUAGUGGUAGUACGACUAGUAAUAGCACUACUACUAAUUCUGCUAAUACUACUAGCACUGCUAAUAAUUAUAAUCAUUCAAAUGAAGCUGAAUUUAAAUUAAUUGCUGAUUCUGAUUAUUUUAAAAGAUUUAUGUGGAAUGGAUUUAUGAGUGAACAAUUGAUUGAAUCAAGAAAUAGAAUGUCAACUUCUGAACAAAAAAUUAUUGAUAAAUCUGGUCUAUUAGUUAUUGUUAUAAGAGGUUAUGCUAAAACUGUAAAUACAAUGAUUGGAAAUGAUGAAGCUUUAUUAACUUUAAUUUCAAAACAAAGUUGUGCUAAAGAAGGUCCAUUAUUUGGUGAUUGGGGAAGUGAUGGAAAUGGAUUUGUUUCAAAUUAUUUGGAAUCAGAAAUCAUCAUUUAUACUAAAAAAUUCUGUCUUUCUUAUGUUAUAUUAAGAGGUAAUGUACCAAUGUAUUGGGAAUUGGAUAAUACUUUUACUUCAAAGAAUAUUUUAGCUGCUAAUGGUAGACAUUUAACAUUUCCAAGAUCUUUUGAAGCUUCUCAAGAAUCAUUUACUAGACAUAUCGAAAGAUUAGCCACUCAAUAUGGUGAUAUUCAUAUUCUUAAUGCAUUAUCUGACAAAUCCUACAAAGGAGUGUUGAAUUCUGCAUUUGAAGAACAAAUUAAAUAUUAUAUGAAACAUAAAGAAUCUGAAGAUAGUGGAUUCAAAUUAUUAUACAAUCAUGUUCCAAUUACUGCUUCAAGAGUUAAAAAAAUUGGAUAUUCAGGUCAAAAUCCGUAUGAUAUUGUAUCAUUAUUUUCCAAUUCAAUAGUUAAUUUUGGUGCUUUAUUUUUUGAUAAUUCUUCAACUUCAUUUAUUGGGAAACAAUUGGGAGUAUUUAGAAUCAAUUCAUUUGAUAGUCUUAGUAAAGCUAAUUUCUUAUCAAAAGUAAUUAGUCAAGAAGUUAUACAAUUGGCAUUUAGAGAUAUUGGAGUUGAUUUAGAUAGAGAUAUUUUCAUUAAACAUGCAAAAUUAUGGGAAGAAAAUGAUAUAUGUAUUUCAAAAUUAACAUUAAAUUAUGUUUCAACAAGUGAUAAAUUACAUAAAUCAAAUAAAACUAUCAAAUCAGCAUUAGUGAAAUCAAAUUUAACUAAAAAAUAUUUUGGUGGAGUUGUUGAAUCAAAACCAAAUGAAAUUGCCAUGUUAAAAUUAUUAGGUCGAAUGCAAGAUCAAUCACCGGUUACUAUAUUUAAUCCGCUUCAUAAUUAUGUUAAUAAAGAAUUAAACAAACAUGCUAAAGAAUUCACUUCAAAGACAGAUUUAACAGUAUUUGCAUCUACAUUUAAUGUCAAUGGAUCCGUUUAUGAAGGAGAUAUCACGAAAUGGAUUUAUCCACCUGAAGGAGGAAGUACAGGAGGUGGAGAGUAUGAUUUAAUUUUCAUUGGGUUACAAGAAAUUGUUGAACUUAAUGCUGGACAGAUGGUUAAUACUGAUUUCCGUAAUAAAACCCAAUGGGAAAAGAAAAUUCUUCAUGAAUUAUUAAAACAUGAUAAAUAUAUGGUUAUGUGGAGUGGACAAUUAGGUGGAGUUGCAUUAUUCUUUUUUGUUAAAGAAUCCCAAGUUAAAUAUAUUUCAAAUGUUGAAUGUUCAUUUAAAAAAACUGGACUUGGAGGAGUUUCAGCAAAUAAAGGUGCAAUUGCUGUUAGUUUUAAAUUUUCAGAUACUGCCAUGUGUUUUGUAUCAUCACAUUUUGCUGCUGGAUUAACCAAUAUUGAAGAAAGACAUCAUAAUUAUAAAUCAUUAAUUAAAGGGAUUCAAUUUUCUAAAAAUCGACGUAUUCAAAAUCAUGAUGCCAUAAUUUGGUUAGGAGAUUUUAAUUAUAGAAUUGAUUUAACUAAUGAACAAGUUAAACCAUUAAUUUUACAAAAAAUGUAUGGUAAAAUCUUUGAAUUUGAUCAAUUAAAUCAACAAAUGGCAAAUGGUGAAAGUUUCCCAUUCUUUUCAGAACAAGAGAUUAAUUUCCCACCAACUUAUAAAUUUGAUAAAGGAACCAAAAUUUAUGAUACUAGUGAAAAACAACGAAUUCCAGCUUGGACAGAUCGAAUUUUAUUUCUUUCAAUGCAAAAUUUAAUUCAACCAUUGAAAUAUAAUAGUUGUCAAGAUUUAAUAUUUUCAGAUCAUCGUCCAGUUUAUGGAAUUUUCAAAAUAACUGUUAAAAUUAUUAAUCAAACAAUUAAAAAGAAUUUAUCUAAUGAAAUUUAUGAAAAUUAUAAAGAUAGUACUAAUGGAAUUUAUGAUAUUUUAAUUAAAGCUUAUACUGAUAAAGAUUUAAAUGAUGAAAAUUCAGGAUUACCACCUCCAAGUUCCGAUAAACAAAAAUGGUGGUUAGAAGGUGGUAAACCUGCUAAAGUAUCUAUACCUGUACUUAAUAAUAAUGAUGAUGAUCCAACUACUUCUUCUUCUUCUUGUUCUGGUGGUGGUACUAAUGGAAAUUAUUUAGUGAUGAAUCCAUGGAGACCAAUUAAUCCAUUUGAAAAAACCAACGAACCUGAAUUCGUAUCAAGGAAAGAAUUAGAAGCUAUUGAUAAAUAA
Molecule: messenger RNA, 3120 nt
Organism: Candida tropicalis MYA-3404
Lineage: Eukaryota; Fungi; Ascomycota; Pichiomycetes; Serinales; Debaryomycetaceae
Gene: INP51
Product: phosphoinositide 5-phosphatase
Exons: 1
Coding region: 1-3120 (1039 amino acids)
Biological process (GO): phosphatidylinositol dephosphorylation
Cellular component (GO): cytoplasm; membrane
Molecular function (GO): phosphatidylinositol-4,5-bisphosphate 5-phosphatase activity; phosphatidylinositol-3,5-bisphosphate 5-phosphatase activity
Source: RefSeq, a predicted model, not a curated record